AUAUUUUAUUAAAUAAUGACUUACCCUGAUAGAAAUAGAACAAAGAAAUUAGAUUUUGUAGACACUCAAAAGCUUUCUUCUACGUUUGUUCUUUUAUGGUACAAGGAUUGUGAAAAAGAUGAGCGGCAUACCUCUCCCAUAUCACUUUCAAAUACACUUUUUAAGCAUUAUUCAUCCGUUGAAUGCCUUGAAUUUCAAGUGAAAAAUGUAGUGCAUGUUUCUAUUGCAAAUAUACAACACGCAGCUGUCAUCAUCUAUAAGGGGUCUAUUACCCAAUGCUGUAAAUUUGAAACAUUGCUAGAUAACUUCAUGGACGAUUUUGGUGAUGAAAAUCCUAGCACUGAUGAAGUAAGCAAGUUUGCCCUCAAUUAUAUUGAAGGCAAUACUGACGGAAAAAGAAAACAUUCUGAUGGAGACCAAUCCUCAGAUUCAGAGAAUAUUGCAUCGGUCUCAGAACAUACAGGCCUAAACGGACCUAAAUAUAAAUCGACUCCUAAAUCAAAGGUGCUGAAAAAAAAACAUGUAAAUGAAGUGUUGAAUGAAAAUUCAGAAUCAGAGUCCUUUGCAUCAAUUUAUAACAGUCAAAAAGGAUCUAAAAAAAGUGAAGCACAGAUUAUGGCUUUGGAAAAGCGGAAGCUUGACAUGCUACUUGACAAUGUUGAUGCUCCCAGAGCAUUGAUGCUUCCAAUAAUUAGUGAUGUUCCUAAAACAAAACACUGUGGUUCACCGAAGUUAAGCAAACUAUCUUGUUUAGAAGCAAUUUUGAUUGAACAAAAGAAACUUCUUUUUGAACAAAAGAAGACCAACAAACUGUUGUCUGAAAUUUUGCGCCCAAUAGAAAAAGAAUCUGUAAAUAAUGAUAAUGCCGUGUAUACUGGUUUUGAUGCCGAAUUUAAAUUGCACGACAUUCAAAAACGAGAACCAUGUAGCUUUGCAAGAAAAUUUAUUUUGUUGCGAUUCGGAAAGGAGUUUACUUGCACGCGUAUUUGUGAACCAAACGGACCAACUGCACGCAUUCAUAUGGAGAAUGAAGAAAUUCAGGAAGUUAAAGGUGCACUUGACAAAGUGUUUACGUCUUACAACUGGCGUGUUGUUCGGGCGAGUAUUAAUCAAUUUUUCCGAGACAAUAAAAGUAGUACAAAAGUUUGAAGACUAAACAAAUGAGUGACAUUUUUCUUGUGGUGUGGGGUUGUCAGCGUUUUUCGCUUAUCCCCCCCCCCCCCCAUUCUAUCUGUAAUGUGUUUUGUAUGUUUUGUGUGUUAAAUAAAUACACCAUCUUAUUUAUUCU
Molecule: messenger RNA, 1288 nt
Organism: Hydra vulgaris (swiftwater hydra)
Lineage: Eukaryota; Metazoa; Cnidaria; Hydrozoa; Anthoathecata; Hydridae
Source: RefSeq, a predicted model, not a curated record